AUGGGAAAGGUUUCUCUGAAGUCACGUGACGACAGAAUCUUCAGAAGCGCCUUUCAACAACACGGAAACUCUGUCUCUUCCUCCUCCUCCUCAUCAGAGACCAACAGCACAGAGAACUCAGACGCUGCUCCAUCAUCAAGCUGCUGUGAACACGUUACCAUGGCAACGAACACCUCAUCCAAAUAUGACAUCCCCUGCAAAGUUCUGAUCCCUCCAGGAUCUCCUGCUGUCUACCAGCUGAUACCAAAGAAAGAGAACAUUGGAAAUGUAGAGGGAAUUACUCUAAAGAGAGUGACUCUGGGUGAAAAAGAUCCAAACAAGUCAAACAAAACCAUCUUGCUUGUGGGUGAAACCGGAACAGGAAAGUCUACUCUGAUCAACGCUCUGGUCAACUACGCCAUGGGAGUGGAGCGGGAGGACGAAGUCUGGUUUCAGAUCGUAGAGGACGAGGAGAAGAAAAAUCAAUCAGAGACUCAGACAUCAGAUGUGAUCGUGUACGAGAUCUUUGGGUUUGAAGGUAAAACUCUGCCGUACUCUCUGACCAUCAUCGAUACUCCUGGAUACGGAGACACCAGAGGGAUUGGAGAAGAUGCCACCGUUGAUCAAAGAUUAUUUCAGUUGUUCCGCUUAAAUGACGGAGUUCAUGAGAUCAAUGCAGUGGGUCUGGUGCUGAAAGCAACUGAGAAUCGACUGAGUGACCGACUGAGGUACAUCUUUAACUCAGUGAUGUCUCUGUUUGGAAAAGACAUGGAGAAGAACAUCGUAGCCCUCGUCACACACUCCUAUGGUUUGACACCUGAAAAUGUUCUACAGGCCCUCGAAGAUGCAAACAUUAAAUGUGCCAAAGAUGAAGAGGAUGAGCCUCUUCAUUUCAUGUUCAAUAACUGCCAGAGCACUCAGAAAACAAAGAAAAAUAAGGUUGCUCUAAAAGGUGCCUGGGACUUAACAAAGGACCAAAUGGGUCAAUUCACUGAUUACCUAAAAGAAACGUCACCUCAGAACCUGAGAACAACUGUUGAGGUGUUGGAUACACGCACCAGACUGGCAGCCUGCAUCCAAAACCUGCAAGAGAGGAUCGAGUUGACUGAAAAGAAACAGACAGAAAUAAAACAGACUCAGGAAGCUCUGAAGAAACAUGAACAAGAGAUGAAGAGCAAUGAGAAGUUCACAGUAGAAGUUGAUGAGCCCUACAAAGUUAAAGUACCUGUCAGUGAGGGGAGAUGGUGGGCGCUUUGGUUAAAUCAUGGAGGAGCUGUCACCUGUAAUGUCUGUCAGGAGAACUGUCACUAUCCAUGCACACUGGCCUGGUACACAGAACACUGUGAGGUCAUGAAAGGUGGCCGCUGCACUGUAUGCACUGGGAAGUGUCCUGCAUCAGUUCAUGUGAAAGAAAAGUUGAUCUAUGUGACCAAGACAAGGAAAGUUCAAAAGACCCUACAAAAUGUGAAGGAAAAAUAUGAAAAGAACGAGGCGGGAAGUAAGAGCAAGUUGAGCCUUUUGGAAACUCUUGAGAAGGAAAUGGAGGAACUUCAGAAAGAAAAGGAUCAGUUGUUGGCAGAGUCCUUCCAGCAUGUCAUCAAACUGGAGGAGAUCGCCCUGAAUGUGGACUCACUGUCCACUCACGACCACGUGGACUUCCUGAUUGAGAAGAUGAAGGAGAAAGAAGACACAGAGAAGGUCCAGAAACUGGAGGAGAUGAAAGGUCGAAUGGAGAAAGAUAAAGGAAUUAAAGCAGCACUGUCGUACAGGUUUGGUAAAAUAAAAGCAGCAUCAUGUCACAUUAGUUUGUAAAAACAACCACAAAGAGACGCA
Sebastes umbrosus (honeycomb rockfish) is the source of this 1812-nucleotide messenger RNA. RefSeq lists its product as uncharacterized. Bases 1 to 1791 code for a protein of 596 amino acids. The transcript has 3 exons. The record is from RefSeq and is a predicted model, not a curated record. Gene Ontology annotation, molecular function: GTP binding. NCBI's taxonomy places the organism in Eukaryota, Metazoa, Chordata, Actinopteri, Perciformes, Sebastidae.